Chlamydomonas reinhardtii is the source of this 2485-nucleotide messenger RNA. RefSeq lists its product as uncharacterized. The transcript has 4 exons. The record is from RefSeq and is a predicted model, not a curated record. Lineage: Eukaryota; Viridiplantae; Chlorophyta; Chlorophyceae; Chlamydomonadales; Chlamydomonadaceae. Bases 653 to 1258 code for a protein of 201 amino acids.
GAGAUACAGACUAUAGCAGCUUCUGUGAUAGAAUCCCUAGCUCUUGUGCGCUCCGUCCUGCGCACGUCAGCAGAACGUGUUACGGGCCGAGAAGCGUCCCCAGUGCCGCGUUCACCGCUUUGCUGGACUGAAAGUGCGUCCAAUCGAUAUAUGCGAAUUGGCAACGAGUAAUCGGGUCCGCAGUCGUAAAGCCCUAGACGGACAGGCGGCUGGCGCGUGCUUGUGGGUUCGUUAAGGACUUACAAAGGAGAGCUUAAUGAUUCGUAUAGUCUCAGGCCCGGCACGACUGUUGCCAGCCUCGUCGGCGACACGCGGCGAUGUCUCGACGGUUCUCUGCCCGUCGUCGUUACUAGCUGCAGCCGAGGGACCUCUUAGGACAGGAGCGCUCAGCCAGGCGUCAUGCUCUGGCCGGAGCGCCGGUGUAAGGCAGGCCCAACGGCGCCGCAGCGGUGACACACAGCUGCUGCGGGCCAUCGCGCCCCCCUCCGCCCCGGCAGCGGGCAGCCGUUUGGGCGACAACUGCGAGGCUGUUAUGCAAAGUCUUCGUGAUGUAGGCAACCUUCGCAACUGCCUGGGGAAGGAGCUUUUGCCGGAGGAGAUAGCCUCGGUGACGAAGUGCCUCGACUCGGCGCAUUUGGGCGUUGACUCAUGCAUGGUGGACGGGCUGCCAGCGCUUCGGCGCCACCUGAUGCGCUACCUGGCUGAAGCUGCGUCCAGUCAGACUGAUGACCUGGAGCUGGUUGAGGGCGCCAUGCUGCUAGUGGAACAGCUAGCACUCGCACUGGGCGAUGACGGCAACGACAGCAGGAAUAGCGCCACCGACAACCGGCGCAGCUUUCGCGGGCGGCAGUGGCAGACGCUGGUCACCAGCGGUGGUGGCUUCUUCGGUGGCGGCAGGCUGCAGUACGUGCCCAUCAUCGAGCUGUUUGAGGUCUCCGAGGACGGCCAGCGCUUCCGCAUGGAGACCAAGGCCGGGCCGCUGUACACGGUGGCCAGCGGCGCCGUGAGCUGGGCGGAGGGUCGGCCGCUGGAGCAGCUGCGCUACGUGGUAUCGGAGCUGCGUGCUGAGCUGGCGGGUUGGCUGUCGCUGCCCCUGCCAUCGCCGGGCAACGACAACGAGCUGGUCGUGUUCGCGUGUGAGCCGCCCGCCACCGCCGCCGUGUGCGACCUCAAGCCGCCCGGCGAGGACGCGCCGUCCGGCAUUGCCCUGGCGCGCAGCCCCCACGGAGGGCUGCAGCUAAUGGGCCGGCCGGUGUGAGAGCGUCGGGGUGAGCCGACGGGGGACCGGCACGGUGACAGCGACAGUGAUGACAAGCGCGCGUGUGCGCUUAUGACUAUGCUAGCAGAUGGAGUGAGGGAGAAGAGAGAGCAUUGAUGCAGCCAAAGAGAUAGAAAUUAAUGACGGCUUCCGCUCAGCCGCUUUGGUUAUGUACCGCAAGGGUUCACAGCAAGGGUUCACAGCAAGAGCACGUCACUUGCACCGCUGGGCUUGAGCAGCUGGCACGGUGUAUAUACACAGUAGAAAGAGAGAUGUUGCAAUUGAUGUUGUUGUUGUUGCGCGCAUCAACGUCGUCCGUACAGGGUGGUGUGCUAGCAGUCGCGUGUAGCGGCGACACAUCUCACGGCGCCAGCAGCUGUGGCUUGGCCGUUGAGAGCAACUGCGAGGCACUGGGUGCGCAUGUGGUUGCUGUGGGAUUUGGUCAACUCCCAUUUGUUUAGCCUGGACCUGCUGGAGCCCCCCUGGUCCAAUGCAGGGCUGUAGUGGCUGGGAGGAGGCUGGGUGGUUGUGGCUACCAUUCGUGUCAAAGCACUUGCAGCAUGUUGUAGACGGUAGUCUACAGUCAAGAUACCCAGGCGGCAACGAGGAUGAGGCGGGCGGCAGCUGAGCUUGUCUGCUAGUGAGCGGACAAGACCAACUUGACGUUGUGGCAACCAAAGGCUGUGCAUUGCAUGCCGGUGCUUGAGACGUGCUUCUUGGUUGUUUAGGAGUAAGGACACGAAGCGCAGUGCAGCAAUGGAGCACGUGGGUCGGUGGGUGCCUGGGUAGCAGGCAGCUACGGUACGAGCCUUGAGGCUGCCCGAGGAUUGCCGAACUGUAGGUUGAUGCUAUUCAGGACUUGAGUAGUGGACCUCGCGCCGCAGCAGUAAUCUGCCUACUGUUCGUGCUGGAAGUCACAGGCCCCGGUGAACCGCCAGCGGACAGGUAGUGAAGGGCGGUUCUUGUGGGCGGCUGGAUAGGGCUGGAUCUCGGCGAGGCAGCUCUCCUUGGAGCCGUGGAGGUAGCACAGGUGUACUGGGCAUGGCCGCGUGACCCCGUGGCGUGACCCUGCGUGAUAAAUGUUGUUGCGCCAUAUCAACUACCCCGAGCAUACACAUUGGAUUGGAGCAUUGUGACAUUUCCAUACAUAUAUACGUCCAACAACGCGAUGCCUCGCACGGUGCCGCUCUGGCUUUGGGCCGAACACGCUGCGCUGUUAGCAAUAAC